CCUCACUUCUCUGAAGACGAGAGGGAGGAAAAAAGCUUGUUUCCGAUUUGGUCUCACGCGAACCCGGCUGAAGGUUUACAUACGAUGGUGCCGGUCCAAGCGCAGGGAAGCAACUCCGCGCGCGAUAUGUUGAUCGCAGAUGACGGUGAGGACAGCUUUAGCUCUGCAUCUGAGGGCUACACACGGGAAGACAUCGAGGAUCCAAUAGUGAUGAGUCAAGAGAAGACGACGUUUGAUGAAUAUGGAAGGCAGGGGCUGUUGUCAACUAAGGUUAUCAGCGGUCAGUCCUUAAGGCAGCCUAGCGGGACAUCAGGUACGUCGUUGUCCCAUUCGUUCACACAGAGUUCGGACGACGAUGUAAGCCCGACGCCCGACGAGGGAAGCGACUACCAGCAGAUCAAGAGCGCGGUCCGAUACGCCAUGCCUCCAAAAAAGCGGGCGCGCUUACUAGACGAAACAAUCCUGCAGUCGGUGGGCUCCGGUCGCCCAGCUUCGGCUCGGAGUGGAGGGAAGGUGGAUUUUCAGACCAGCCCGCAAAGGUCCCCACUUACGGCGAGUGCGAUUGCACUAGUGCCGUUUGUCGGACGAAGCGGAGGCAAGAAGAGUAA
Molecule: messenger RNA, 608 nt
Organism: Amoebophrya sp. A25
Lineage: Eukaryota; Dinophyceae; Syndiniales; Amoebophryaceae
Source: the annotation of a GenBank genome assembly